GAACCCUCCGUCCAAUGAGUGACGAGUCGUCAGCUGACGCUGUCUAGCGUCUAUUGUACACAAGGCUCGAGCUGAGACGGACGCGGAUCACUGUGAAUUCAUCCCUCAUUUACAAACUGACCUCUUCAUAAAGAUGCAGUUCAUGCUGUUGUUCAGCAGACAAGGGAAGCUCCGUCUGCAGAAAUGGUACGUUCCUCUGUGCGAUAAGGAGAAGAAGAAGAUCACGCGGGAGCUGGUGCAGACCGUUCUGGCCCGCAAACCCAAGAUGUGCAGCUUCCUGGAGUGGAGGGAUCUGAAAAUCGUGUAUAAAAGAUAUGCCAGUCUGUAUUUUUGCUGUGCCAUUGAGGACCAGGAUAACGAACUUAUCACACUGGAGAUCAUCCACCGCUACGUCGAGCUGCUCGACAAAUACUUCGGCAGCGUAUGCGAGCUGGAUAUCAUCUUUAAUUUCGAGAAGGCGUAUUUCAUCCUGGACGAGUUCCUGCUGGGAGGCGAGGCUCAGGAGACAUCGAAGAAGAAUGUCCUAAAAGCCAUCGAGCAGGCGGAUCUGCUGCAGGAGAAUCUAGAUUUUCAGAUCUGUCUGCUUCCAGGUGUUUUGAGUCCGAACAUGUCGGCCGAGUCCUCGGGACUCUUCCAGAGUUAAACCGCUUCAGCUCGACACGCUUCAGGAUGCCAAAGAAGCAGAGACUCCCCGCAGCGUCCUCGAGGAGAUCGGACUCACAUAAACCCCUCCGAGACGACCGUCCCAAACACACACACACACACUCACUGAGAGCCUGACCACUGAAGAUGUAGCAAACACACACACACACACACACACACACACACACACAUCACCAUGUUUCCGUGUUGGUCAUCUUUCUUUCCUCCUCAUGCGAUUGCUUUGUGAGCAGAAGAAGUUGCAGAAAUGUGUUGAGCUCCGGAUGACACAUCCUACUUUACAUCUGCUGUGACGAUCAGCGUCCCACACACACCGUGCUGCUUGCUUCAUCAAAUAUAUGUGAUCCUCUCAUCGUUUGGAGUGCGUAUAAUCAGAUAUUCCCGCUUUAGACACUCAGUCGACAAGCUUAUGGUGUUUGAAAAUGUAUUACGUGACAUAGGGAAGUUAUAUAAUUUAGAAAAUAGAGCAAAAGACACAAAAGGGAUUCAUUCACAAAACCAAAGAGUGCUUUCUUGUGUUAGACGGUAGAUUAAAGUGGUAAACAUCAGCACACGGAUGUUAAGUUUAUAAAAGCAAACGCUUUAAUGCUCAAGAAAACAUUUAGGCUCAAAUUUCAGAUUUAUGAAUUUGAAUCGCACAGUUUGGAUUGCAGAGUUUUAAUAUAAACUAAUAAACUUAAUGUGAUGUAUAUUUGUCAUGUAAAUAAAUGGGAAAAGUCAAGAUUUCUGCAUUCCAAAAGAUUGCAUCUAUUUGAUUUUAUAUAAAAACAUAUGUUAAUAUUGCACGUAUAUAAAAAAUGUGCAGAAUCAGCAUAAAUCUGUUUAAUGUUGAAAUGAAGAUGGUUAAAACAUGACUAUUUGUGGAACAAGCAAUACUAUGAAACCAACUGGAUUUAUUGAUGAUAUAUAUAUAAAGUUGGUAAUUGUGUGUUUAAAAUGCAUUCAGUUUAUGAGUGCUAUUACAGAAAUCUGAUCUUUUUCAGUUAUACAAACAUGCAUCACAUUAUGUUUCUUAGUUUGUUAAAAGUGUGUAAUUCAAACGGAUGGAAGAUUUAUAUGCAGUUCAAAUACAUACUGUGAAUCUAAAAUUUAGGCCUAAAUAUUUGUCAGUUGUUUUAAUCUGUGGUAGUUUUUUUCUUGCAUUAGUACUCGAGUAAAGUGUGUUUCUGUCAUCAGACUGGGUUUAUUCCACUAACCUGAACAACCUCACUGAUUUACCACUGUGUUAACCAGGCAACUAACACUUGACCACUGUUAACUUCACUGUUUCUGUGGUAUUUAUUGAAAUUAGGAGUUACACUGUAUAUUGAACACAUUUAUACUAAUGUUUCUCCAUGACAGUAUUGUUCACGGUGCAUGAAGCUCCAUUUUGAAGCAGUAGUUUACCCAAAAAUAAAUAUUUGCUACUCUCCUUCAGAUCAUCCAAGAUGUAGAUGAGUUUGUUUCUUCAUCAGAUUUGGAGAAAUGUAGAAUUGCAUCACUGCCUCAUCAAUGGAUGUGAAUGGGUGCCGUCAGAAUGAGAGUCCAAACAGCUGAUAAAAACAUCAAAUUGUUGCGUGCAACUUAAAUAUGACUCAAUCCAUAAUAACGCUUCCUCCAGUGAAAAAGUCCAUCUCCUGUUGUCCCUCACAUAUUUGUUUAGAGCUGUUUUGGCUUGUAAAUGGUGCUUGAUCUGUGCAGAUUUCUCUCCUGAUUCACAC
This is a messenger RNA of Cyprinus carpio (common carp), 2360 nucleotides long. RefSeq names its product AP-1 complex subunit sigma-2. The coding region runs from base 134 to 643 and encodes 169 amino acids. Gene Ontology annotation, biological process: vesicle-mediated transport; intracellular protein transport. Gene Ontology annotation, cellular component: membrane coat; intracellular membrane-bounded organelle; AP-1 adaptor complex. Gene Ontology annotation, molecular function: clathrin-cargo adaptor activity. The transcript has 8 exons. The record is from RefSeq and is a predicted model, not a curated record. Lineage: Eukaryota; Metazoa; Chordata; Actinopteri; Cypriniformes; Cyprinidae.